CGCUGCUACGAUUCUUUAAUUCUGAAAGCUGAAGGAAAAGUCGACCCAGAGUUAUUCUGCCAGCUGGGUCACUUUAACCUCUUACUAGAGGAUUACCCAAAAGCAUUAUCAGCAUACCAGCGGUACUACAGUUUACAGUCAGACUACUGGAAGAAUGCUGCCUUCUUGUAUGGCCUUGGUAUGGUUUACUUCCAUUACAAUGCAUUUCAGUGGGCAAUUAAAGCAUUUCAGGAGGUGCUGUACAUUGACCCUGGCUUUUCUCGAGCCAAGGAAAUCCACCUACGUCUUGGGCUGAUGUUUAAAGUGAACACUGACUAUGAGUCAAGUUUAAAGCACUUUCAACUGGCUUUGAUCGACUCAAAUCAUUGCACUUUGUCCAAGGCUGAAAUUCAGUUCCACAUCGCUCAUUUAUAUGAAAUUCAGAAGAGAUAUCGUGCAGCAAAGGAAGCUUAUGAAAGCCUCCUGCAGACAGAGAAUCUCGCUAACCAGGUGAAAGCUGCUACUUUACAACAGCUUGGCUGGAUGCACCACACAGUGGAGCAGUUAGGAGACCGAGCCAAUAAGGACAGUUACGCUAUCCAGUGUCUACAGAAAUCUCUGGAGGCAGACCCCAACUCUGGCCAAUCCUGGUAUUUCCUUGGCAGGUGCUACUCGAGUAUUGGGAAAGUGCAGGAUGCGUUUAUUUCUUACAGGCAGUCCAUAGACAAAUCAGAGGCCAGUGCAGAUACGUGGUGCUCCAUAGGGGUUUUGUAUCAGCAGCAGAAUCAGCCAAUGGAUGCUCUUCAGGCAUACAUCUGUGCUGUGCAGUUGGACCACAGUCACUCAGCAGCCUGGAUGGACCUGGGCACACUUUAUGAGUCCUGCAAUCAGCCCCAGGAUGCCAUCAAGUGCUACAUCAAUGCCACACGCAGCAAGGGCUGCAGCAACAUUGCAGCACUCACUGCCCGCAUUAAAUACUUGCAGGCUCAGUUGUGUAACCUUCAACACACUAGUCUACAGAGUAAAAGUAAAAUGCUUCCUAGUAUUGAGGAAGCGUGGAGCCUUCCAAUCCCCGCAGAGCUUACCUCAAGACAGGGCGUCCAGAUCACAGCUCAGCAGGCAAGUAAACCUGCCCCCAGUGCAGGAGGAGGUCUAAUGGGGGCACAUGGCUCAGGACAGUCAUUGCCACCCCACGUUAAUCCUCUUAACCAAGAUGAUGAACAGUCAAGCCCAGCUAAAAGGAAGAGGACCUCCAGCCCUUCCAAGAGUUUUGCAGAAUGGGGUAAUAGCCCAGCACAGCAACAAACUCAAAACUGGCACCUGUCACCACAAAAACUACAGCUAUUGGAGCAGAUGCGGGCUAACAGGGCGAAUCUAAAGCCAGUUCAGUUGCAAAUAUUGGAACAGCUCGAAGCCCAGCUUUCAGCAGUUCAGUUGCACCAGCAACAGAUGAGACAAAAUGCUUCUGGCCAGGUGCGGCCCAUUCUGUCCAAUGGCCCCACAGCCACUCCUUCACUGCCCGUGCAGCCCCUGUCCCGCGGUCCUGCGCUACGCCCUCCCUGCGUUGCUCAGCCACUGGCCAAUGGGCCACUUCCCUGCAACCCCCAGACCUCCUCAAUUGGCAAUAAUCACAUGCCAGGAACGGGAACCAAUGGAGAUGUGCCUUACCUGCACCCUAAUGCACUACCUCACAACUGCACAAGCCCGGGUGAUGCAUGGAAGAGCCAGCAUCUCAGUACCACUCAGGGGCUUCAAAAAGGCCCAGGUUCUCAUUGGGCAGGACCCAAUGGAGAACGGGCGCUCUCUUCCAGUGGCUCUCACAAUCAGGUCGGACAUUCCUCUGCGACCCCUGCCCACCCCACAGAGCCAGCCGUCAAUCACUUGUCCUCGGCCUCCCCUUCCUCAGCCUGUUCUCCCACCUCCUCUUCGCACACGGCUACCUCAGGCGUUCCCCUGACCAAAGAGAGUGAGCACACGCAGGGCAAUGGUCCCACCACCACCAACCACAGCAGCCCCAGACACAUGUCUGGCUCGCCAGCCAGCAACUCCUCAGACAAUCCUCAGCUGGGAAAGGAGAGCCCAGCAGCGGUUGCCAGACUGAACCAUGUGCACCUUGGUGCCAGUUCAGCCACUUCUUCACCUGCCUCUGCGCUGUCGGCCACUUCACCUUUGCCUCGCCACAAUGAGCCCACUGGCAGCCUUACCAAGCUUGGCCCAGCCACAGUGAAUGGCAGUACAAGAGGGUCCGGUUCUGAGGACUCGCAAAGCCCACAAAAGGCUGAGCGAACUGAGACAAGUCACAAACCUGUCCCACCCCUUAAAAUGUCACACUCAUCCUCUACUGUGUCAAUUUAUCCAACCUCUUCAGAUAUCCUCAAAGCCUGCAGAAACCUUGGAAAGAAUGGUCUUUCAGGCAGCAGCAUCCUGCUGGAUAAGUGCCCUCCACCUCGACUUCCUCCUCCUCCAUCACCACCUCUGCCGAAGGACAAGCUCAACCCCCCCACACCCAGCAUUUAUUUGGAGAAUAAGAGAGAUGCAUUUUUCCCUCCACUUCACCAGUUCUGUACAAACCCAUCCAACCCAGUUACUGUCAUCCGUGGCUUGGCUGGAGCUCUAAAACUAGACCUUGGACUGUUUUCCACUAAGACCCUAGUGGAGGCCAACCCCGAGCAUUUAGUAGAAGUGCGGACACAGUUGUGCCAGCCAGCUGAUGAAAACUGGGACGUCAGUGGCACCAGAAAACAGUGGCGUUGUGAGAGUAGCCGCACCCUUACCACCAUUGCCAAGUACGCUCAGUACCAGGCUGCAUCCUUCCAGGAAUCACUACGGGAGGAGAAUGAAAAAAAGGGCCAAAAAGAACUAUCAGACUCUGAAACGUCAUCUUCAGAAAAUGUUGCAAGAAGACGGAAAGGUCCUUUCAAACAAAUUAAAUUUGGGACGAAUAUUGACGUUUCUGAUGAGAAAAAGUGGAAGCUGCAGCUGCAGGAGCUGAGUAAACUACCCGCAUUUGCGCGGGUGGUGUCUGCAGGGAACCUUCUCAGCCAUGUGGGUCACACCAUCCUGGGCAUGAACACUGUCCAACUCUUCAUGAAGGUCCCUGGCAGUAGAACACCUGGUCAUCAAGAAAACAACAACUUCUGCUCAGUAAACAUCAACAUUGGGCCAGGAGACUGUGAAUGGUUUGCUGUGCCUGAGCCAUACUGGGGAGUAAUGAGUGAGUUCUGUGAAAAGAACAACAUUAACUUCCUGAUGGGUUCGUGGUGGCCGAAUCUUGAAGAUCUAUAUGAGGCCAAUGUGCCAGUGUACAGGUUUAUCCAACGCCCUGGAGACUUAGUAUGGCUCAACACAGGCACAGUGCACUGGGUUCAGGCUAUCGGCUGGUGCAAUAACAUCUCCUGGAAUGUGGGUCCACUCACUGCACAUCAGUACAAGCUGGCUGUGGAAAGGUACGAGUGGAACAAGCUUCAGAGUGUUAAGUCAGCAGUUCCUAUGGUGCAUCUUUCCUGGAAUAUGGCAAGGAACAUCAAAGUGUCUGACCACAGGCUCUUUGAGAUGAUCAAGUUCUGUUUGCUGCGCACACUGAAACAGUGUCAGACGGUGAAGGAGGCCCUGGUGACAGCGGGAAAGGAGACCAUAUGGCACGGAAGGAGCAGGGAUGAACCCGCACACUACUGCACCAUCUGUGAGGUGGAAGUUUUCAACCUUUUGUUUGUCACGAGUGAUAGCUACUCCCGAAGGACGUUUGUGGUUCAUUGCCAGGACUGUGCACGCAAGGGCAGCAGUGACCUGAAUGGCUUUGUGGUGCUAGAACAGUACAGAAUGGAGGACCUCAUGCAGGUCUACGACCAGUUUUCAUUAGCUCCUCCACUGCAUUCAUCUUCAUCUUGACAUUAAGACUGUAGUUGUGGACAAUAUUGCAUUACAGGAACUUUAUGAAAUGGACCAUUUUAUGAUAUUCAGGAAAGUCAAGACAGUCCGGUGCUUGGCUUGUGUCCUUAGUGACGGCCCAGGGCUGCCAGCUGAAGCAGCUGUGUGUGUCUAUGCAACCCGUUUGGUAAAGUGCAGCGCGUAUUGUUGGCCUACAGGGGGCGGAAGGAGGAUGCACAUCCUCUCACCAGACUGCUUCCUCCUAUACAGCUCAGCUCUGCUUCUCCAGAGAAGUGAAAUUAAAAUACAGGGGAGAAAUUAUUGGGAAAAUAUUUUGUAUAUAUUGUCUGUCACAACUGGCUUCGUCACUUAAAAGACUACUGACUUGAGAUUUUCCCCCUUUUUAUUUCUUUUUUUUUUGUACUUUGUUAAUGGGCUGAUACACAAUUCUUUUUUCCUUGUGUCUCAAAGGUUCCCUUAUGUGAGGGGACACUAGCCUAGCUGGUCUUUUUGUAUGGUAGAUAGCAAUUUUACCACUUCUUUGGAUGACAAAAUGUACAAAAAAAAAUUUGUAAUGUGAAAAUUAGGUGAUAUAAUUUUUUACUGCUUUUAUGUUUUAUUGGUCUUGUUAUUAUAAAUCCAUGAUGUUCAAUAUUUUGUUUUUUAUGUAAGAAAAAGGAAAAAUAAUGAGGAAGAAAAAAAAAAAAUACCAGCCAAGUCACAAAGCAGAAAUGGAUUGCACAUAGACUGAGGAAUAAAGUUUAAAUUGUGAUUUUUUUUCCCCCUUUGGUUGUUUCUAAUCUUGAUGUACAUUUACACUAUUUAUAAAUACAUAUUUAUUGCUUGGAAGAUAUUUGUUGAUGGAAUGCUGUUAUUUUUUCCCAGAGAACCUGCCAUUAAAUUUGAAGGAGUUUUGUCGUUUAAACGUUACUCCUGCAUUUUCUAUAUAGAAAUAAAACUGCUUAGCAAGCAUUGUACAGAAA
Trichomycterus rosablanca is the source of this 4829-nucleotide messenger RNA. RefSeq names its product lysine-specific demethylase 6A-like. Lineage: Eukaryota; Metazoa; Chordata; Actinopteri; Siluriformes; Trichomycteridae. The record is from RefSeq and is a predicted model, not a curated record. The transcript has 27 exons. The coding region runs from base 181 to 3867 and encodes 1228 amino acids. Gene Ontology annotation, cellular component: MLL3/4 complex. Gene Ontology annotation, biological process: regulation of gene expression; heart development. Gene Ontology annotation, molecular function: chromatin DNA binding; RNA polymerase II cis-regulatory region sequence-specific DNA binding; protein binding.